AUGGGUAGAAAACUACCUAGAGGUGGCCGUUCAUUUCACGUAGAAUGCAUCGAUAUGUGGCUGAAUUCUCAUUCAGAUUGUCCAAUGUGUCAAGCUCAAGUUGUAUGUGAUAAUAAGAUUGUCGAUGCUAAUUCAACAGUGCAUGAUUUGAGAACGAAUGAUAGAGAUUGUGGAGACUCAUUAGCGAUGAGUUUCAGUGAGAUUGAUAUGGGUAAUGAGGUUUCUGAAUUGGAGAUCAUAGUUGACGUACCGUAUUCUAAUUCGAUAUCAGUAUGUUCAUCAUCCUCGUCGUUAUCGUCUCAAACAUCGUUGUUGGGUGGCUCCCUGAGCAAGAAUAGAUCUAGACGAAAGAAUUCAAAGUGGCUUGAUGCCACCUUGGAAGACUCUGCCAGGGCCGGAGUUACCUGUGGCCCUCACUCAAUCUUUUAA
Molecule: messenger RNA, 429 nt
Organism: Ilex paraguariensis (yerba mate)
Lineage: Eukaryota; Viridiplantae; Streptophyta; Magnoliopsida; Aquifoliales; Aquifoliaceae
Source: the annotation of a GenBank genome assembly